AUUUUGUUAAAUACCAGUUGACUUUAGAAACUAUUGAAGUUGUUCUACUAUAUCUACGUUCAAAACUACAUACUUCACACUCAUCACAAGAGCUAUACUUAGUUGAAGAAACAGAAUCUUUUAUUAUUGAUCCUUCAAAUUUAAUCUGUUGUCUCAAUGUGUGGCUUCAGGAUCAGCCUGUUUUACCUAAAGUUGACUUUUUUGUCAACAAAAUAUUAUAUAAUUAUAAUGGCCGAUGGAAGCUUCAUUCAAUAAAGUUACACCACCAACAUCCAUCCGAGCGCGUACCUAUUAGGAAACCAACAAAUUCAAAUAUGCCA
Ambispora leptoticha is the source of this 320-nucleotide messenger RNA. The record is from the annotation of a GenBank genome assembly. NCBI's taxonomy places the organism in Eukaryota, Fungi, Glomeromycota, Glomeromycetes, Archaeosporales, Ambisporaceae.